Symbiodinium natans is the source of this 372-nucleotide messenger RNA. The record is from the annotation of a GenBank genome assembly. NCBI's taxonomy places the organism in Eukaryota, Dinophyceae, Suessiales, Symbiodiniaceae.
AUGGAUACCAUCACCUUCCUCAUCACCCUCGCUGUCAAGCCGGAUGCGUGCGACAAGCAGGUGCGGGAGACCAUGGCCCUGUUGGCCAAAAGCGUCCGUGAGAAGCCCGGGGCCCUGUUCUACCAGUCGUACCAGAAGACCGCGGGCAAGUUGGAGUUCAUUGAGACAUUCAAAGACUCCGAAGCUGCGCUCUACCACCUGCGGAACCAGCCCGCUGAACUUGCGGCGACCUGGUUCUCGAUGAUCGACCUUGAGACGAUCAGCGUCAUCGGGCCAGCCAGUGAUGAGCUGAAGGCAGUGCUGGGCGGAUACCCCCUUGCGAACAAGCCCGUCUACCACGAGACCAUCAGCGGCUUCCCGCCAUCCAGCUGA